Messenger RNA from Fukomys damarensis (Damara mole-rat), 1697 nucleotides. It is a transcript of the gene Smpdl3b, whose product is annotated as sphingomyelin phosphodiesterase acid like 3B. The transcript is spliced from 8 exons. Lineage: Eukaryota; Metazoa; Chordata; Mammalia; Rodentia; Bathyergidae. Gene Ontology annotation, molecular function: sphingomyelin phosphodiesterase activity. The record is from RefSeq and is a predicted model, not a curated record. Gene Ontology annotation, biological process: sphingomyelin catabolic process. Bases 105 to 1529 code for a protein of 474 amino acids.
CUGCUGGGGAAAGGAAGAAAAGCCAGAGGAGCCAGACGCAGAUAGCAGGAAGUUCUGCUUGGGCACGUGGCCUGCAACAACUCCUUGGGAAACCUGUGGCGGGAAUGGGCUGCUCUGGAGGAUGGAUGGCUGCCUUGAGGGGUGCCUGGGGGAUGAGGCUGCUCAUGUGGCUGAUUUUCCUGACCCUCUGGGAAGUCUUCAGUGCUGAAGCAGUAGGGAAGUUCUGGCACAUCACUGACCUGCACCUGGACCCCAACUACACGGUAUCCCAAGACCCGCAAGAGGUGUGCCCCUCGGCUGGCAACCAGCUGGUGUACAAUGCGGGCCCCUGGGGUGACUACCUCUGUGACUCUCCAUGGGCCCUCAUCAACUCUUCCAUCUACGCCAUGAAGGAGAUCGAGCCGAAGCCAGACUUCAUUCUCUGGACGGGGGAUGACACACCACACGUGCCUGACGAGAAGCUGGGAGAGGCAGUGGUGCUGGGAAUCGUGGGACGUCUGACCAACCUCAUCAGGGAGGUCUUUCCAGAUACUAAAGUCUAUGCUGCUAUGGGAAAUCACGACUUUCACCCUAAAAGCCAGUUCCCAGCAAUGAGCAACGAUAUCUACAAUCAGGUAGCAGAACUCUGGAGACCCUGGCUUAGUAAUGAAUCUGUCGCUCUCUUCAAAGAAGGUGCCUUCUACUCAGAGCCAUUGCCAGAUCCUAGCAGCCCGGGCCGCAUGGUGGUCCUCAACACCAAUCUGUACUACAGCAACAACCGGUUGACGGCGGAACUGGCUGACCCCAGCGAGCAGUUCCAGUGGCUAGACGGUGUGCUGACCAACGCGUCCCAAGCUGGGGAGAAGGUCUACAUAAUCGGCCAUGUGCCCCCGGGUUUCUUCGAGAAGACUCGGAACAAGGCGUGGUUCCGGGAGGGCUUCAACCAGGAGUACCUGAAGCUGGUCCAGAAGCACCACAAAGUCAUAGCAGGACAGUUCUUCGGGCACCAACACACCGAUAGCUUUCGGAUGUUCUACGAUGAUAAAGGUGCACCCAUAAGCGUCAUGUUCCUUGCCCCUGGGAUCACCCCAUGGAAAACCACAUUGGUUGGAGUGGUCAAUGGAUCCAACAAUCCAGGCAUCCGGCUGUUUGAGUAUGAACGAGCCACACUGAACCUGCAGGACAUGAAGACCUACUUCAUGGACUUGCGCCAGGCGAAUGCACAGAACAACCCACGCUGGGAGCUCGAGUACCAGGUGACUGAGGCCUAUGGGGUGCCCAAUGCCAGUGUCCACUCCAUGCAAGCGGUAGCGACUGGCAUCGCGAGUAACCAGGACAAGCUGCAGCGCUACUAUGUCUACAACUCUGUGAGCUACGACACGACAGCCUGUGGCAAGACCUGCCGUACAGAAUUCUUGUGUGCCAUGCAGGAAGUGGACUUCAAAGCCUAUUCCACUUGCCUGAACAACGCUGGUGCCAGGCCAGGGCUGGGGGGCCUGCUGGUCCUGCUGGUCAUGCUGCUGGGCCUGCGGGCUCUGCUUGAACCCUGACCUUGGGCACGGCUCUUCCCUUGUGGGGCUCAUUUUCCUUCUAGUAAAACAGGGUAGUGUCACCCCAUCGAGAGCUGAUUUUGCCACCAUUUCCCUGUGUCAGAGGAAAGUAAGCUGGUAUGGGACAGGUGGGAUCAGGAAACGAAGCCCCAAAGGCCCCUCUGGAAG